GCACCCUCUCCUCCCUGGCGAGUUGGGUCCAUCAGCGACCAGCUCCAUCGGAACCCAGGGGCUGGACAGGUCCCUACGGGUCGGUUGAAUCCUCACACUUCCACAGGGCGUGGUGAGAGUGGAGGACGUCGGUCCUCAGGCUCUCGGUCUUCCUAAAUUGGAAAACCACCUAAAACAUCGGAGACCGGGUUCCAGGGACCACGUAAACUAAAGCCAAGCGCGGAGCCCCGGAGCCUCUUGGAGCAGGUAGCAGGGGAAGAAAGACCCAGGCUCUGGAAGGCUCACACACUAGCAGUGAGUUACGCUAUGUCCCGCAUUCUGUCUGUCCCUUCCAGCUCAGCACAGGGGCUGACAUUGGGGACGUGCCACAGGACGCAUCACGGAAAUCACAUGGGGACCACAAGUCCCGCCGCGUCCUCUGAUGCUCUCGAGAUUUGAACCAAAUCUCUGAGGUUUCAUUGGCUCAGGGUCCUCAAACAAUGCCACACUGUUUCCCAGAAACCAUCACGGCUCCGCUUGGUCGUUGCCACGGAGAUCAUGAAACAAAAGGCGAGAUGUCGCUGGUUACGUGACAUGAACUACAUCACCCAGAAACCCCUUCGCUGGCCAAUGAAAACACAGAAGCGCAUUUCCGGGCGGGCCAGAGGGUCGCUGGGCCAAUGAUGGACUAGGAGUCAUUUCCUGGACCGCGUCGUCGAGGAGGCGGGAGUCCGGGCGUUGGACCCGCCGCUUCGGCCGCUCUCUGCGGGGUGGGCUGUGUCACCAGGGAGUUGCGGUAAGGGGGCUUCCGGGGGUCGCGGAAGCCGGAGCGGAGAAGACACAGGCGUCAAGGUCGUUUCGCUUCUGUGACGUCGGCGCAAGUCCUUCCCCGGAGCCCCGGGGACGUUGGCCGUCGGGCCACCCACGUGCAUGUCGCGGGGUCGCAGCCAACGAGCUAGCGCGUCCACCAUGGCCUAUGGGACUGUAUCAGGGACAUAAGCUCGGAGGGACUUCAAGUGUGAGGUCAUUACCAUCGCCCCGCCGUUCCCUGGCUGGCUUCGCCUUGCCAGUCCUUCUGACAUAAUGGGCGUUGUCAUGACUGGGGCCUCCGAGACCUUCCCCGAGCGUUUAACGUGAUACCGUUCUCCCCAGGCACACAACUGCUUAGGUGGAUUUCCCUACACUGUUGUGGUCUGUCAUGGGACGAACCACCUUCCCAGAGGGUCAGUCCCUGUGAAUGCAAGUCAGGUGUGGAGGUGGGUUAUGUUCUCUUGUCUCAACACGAGGGACAGUAGCCAUACCUCCUUUUAGUCUUCCAGACCCAAUUCUGACAUACUGUUGUUCCCUGACUCCUGAGUUCUAACUGGUGUUCUCCAAGUACCCAUCUUUCUACUUUCCCCUUUAUACUUUAGGUCUGUCCUUGGCCUCCACACAACAUGUCUUGAGCUGAUAUAUCCUUAGUUACUGAACACUGGUUCUGUGGGACUAUUCUCUUCCCUCUGAAAGGCCCACCGGUCUCCCAUUGCACAGCACUUAAUGUCUACUUGUGCUCCAGUCAGGUGGCAAUGAGACCACCAUGCAGAGGGGUGUUUCCAUAGUGAUGCCAGGAGAGCCCACACGAUGACCUGCUGCCCUUGGUAUUUCAUCUUUUCAGAAGAGGAAGUGUCGUUACUGUGUGAUGCAGUCUGCACUUUGGGGACAGCAAGCACCUGUGUAUGAAAUCUGUUCUUAGCACCUUUGCCUGUACAAUACCCUGACAAGGGCCACUUUUACCAAGUCUUGCUUCUCCCAGUACUGUCCUCUUCCAACAGCCCUCCCUGAGUCCCUUCGCAGAACAUGGUAUCUUUUUACCACUGUGUCCCAGUAACUGUAUUCAAGGCUGGCACCAACCAUCUUCCAGUUUGUCCCUAGAAAUGUGCGUCCCAGAUAUUCUAAGCACCUCACUCAUCAUUGUCUUGCCUGUCUCCUUUCCAGUAACAACCUAUUGCUCUUAGAACCAGGCCCUUCCUCAGUUCCCUCAGGCUUCCUCUCCACCCAAGGCCUGCCAGGAAACCAAUAUCUGAAGUCACAUUUCAUCUCAAGGCUCACCAGGGAGCUUGUGCAUAGUCAAAAAAUGUGAAAUGCCAUCUUCUAAAAGUGAUUUCACAGCAUCGUCUGGCUUGAGGCUCCUCUGAAGCUUUUGAGGGGAUCUAUCCAGUGGCUAGUGUGUUGACUAUGCCCCCUCAUUCUCUCCCAAGACCAAGGCUUCAUUUGCCGCUCACACUGCCUCUGAGGAUGCAGGGCGUACUGCUUGAUUCCUAAGUCACUGUGGAAAUGAAACCCUCAGCGGGAACAGGGAAGAGCCCUCCAGGCGCCUGCCUUUAGCUUGUGCUUUUACUAGCCUAGCCUAGUCCUUUCUGCCACAGAGGUCACCCGGGUAGCAGCCCAGAUUUUCAAUCUCCAGGGUUUCAUUUAUAUGCUUCCUUACGCUAGAGAUGACUGACGCUGAAUUUUGUGGCUAAUGCCGUGGUGUCAGAACUGAAGAGAAGGUACCAGAACAAGGAAUGGAAACUGGAGAAACGGAGGUAACUUGGACAUCAUCGUCCACCUGCAGCUGCUGGGCUUAACGUCUAGAGACAAGACGAUCUUCCGUCCUAUCUGAGGAGCUCAGGGAUAAUUCUGCUCUGAGCCCUGCAUCUCUGGCAGCUGGGUCCCAAGGUCGAAUCACUUGCAGGCUGGACAAAUCUGCACGAGACUCAAGAACCAAGGUGGAAAAUCUCUGGAUGUCAUCAGUGGAUUCCAGUUCAGAUCCUCUUGGACAGACCUAGAGCCUGAUGGCCUUUGAGGACGUGGCUGUGUACUUCUCCCAGGAGGAGUGGACGUUCCUGGAUGCAGCUCAGAGGGCCCUGUACCGCCAUGUAAUGCUGGAAAACUUCGCACUUGUAGACUCCAUAGGUAAAGCCCUGAAUCCUCCAUUGGAAGCAAAGCUGGGACCAGGACUCUCUGUCUCCCGGCCUCGUGUGAUCAUCCAACUCCAGCGUGGUGAGGAACCCUGGGUUCCCAAUAGGACAAAUACAGGCCCAGGCAGGCGCCCCCACAGAAGAUCCAGCAUUGGAUCCAAUUACCAUGCAAGGGACAGACACGUGUCUAGAGAUGCAGCACUUCCAGGGGCUACCUGUGACCGUCCUGAUGGGAUACCUGCUGGUGCCUGCCCUGAUGCAAAAAUCCUGGAGAGACACCAGAGUGCCUCCCCGUCUCUGCAGAGAAAACCCACAGGGGUAUCUGUGAUCUACUGGGAGCAGCUACUGCUAGGUUCCAGCAGCAAUGAGGCAACUGUGAGCCUGAGACUGACCUCCCCAGUGGGGGUUCCUGAAGAUAGUUCAUCCAGAGUGAAGGCUUUCUCUGACCUCUUGGCCCCAGGGAAGCAGUCACAGGUAGCCGGGCAGCAAAAGCCAGAGAUGCAGCUAACUCCUGGGAGAGUCUUCCAAAGUAUCCCAGACCUCCAUGAGGCACGUGGACUUAGUGGGGCUUGGCACGAAUCUCAGAUAGACCCCAGUGUUCCAGAGCCCCCAAUAUGGGACGAGCUGGGCGAGGCCCUCCAGGCUGGCCCAGGUCUUCUCUCCGGGGACAAACCUUUUGAAUGCAGGGCAUGCAGCAAAGUGUUCGUGAAGAGCUCAGACCUCCUCAAGCACCUGCGCACCCACACGGGAGAACGGCCGUAUGAGUGCUCCCAGUGUGGCAAGGCCUUUAGCCAGACGUCACACCUGACUCAGCACCAGCGCAUCCACAGUGGGGAGACGCCCUAUGCAUGCAUGGUGUGUAGCAAGGCCUUCCGACACAGCUCCUCGCUGGUGCGCCAUCAGCGCAUCCACACGGCCGAGAAGUCCUUCCACUGCAGCGAGUGUGGCAAGGCCUUCAGCCACGGCUCCAACCUCAGCCAGCACCGCAAGAUCCACGCAGGAGGGCGGCCCUAUGCCUGUGCUCAGUGUGGUCGCCGCUUCUGUCGCAACUCGCAUCUCAUCCAGCAUGAGCGCACGCACACCGGGGAGAAGCCCUAUGCCUGCUCCCUCUGCGGCGCAGCCUUCAGUCAGGGCUCCUCACUCUUCAAGCACCAGCGUGUGCACACCGGAGAGAAGCCUUUCUCAUGCCCACAGUGUGGCCGUGCCUUCAGCCACAGCUCCAACCUCACACAGCAUCAGCUGCUGCACACUGGCGAACGGCCCUUCCGCUGCGGGGACUGUGGCAAGGCAUUUGCCAAGGGCGCAGUGCUUCUCAGCCACCGGCGCAUCCACACGGGGGAGAAGCCCUUCGUGUGCACGCAGUGUGGCCGCGCCUUCCGUGAGCGCCCUGCCCUCUUCCAUCACCAGAGGAUCCACACCGGAGAGAAGGCCCUUCGGAGGCCCAGGGGCGGCAUACAUUCCCAAGCCAGGUCUCUAGGGGCAUCCUUAGAUGGUACACCUCCCAAGGCCACCUUAGGCCCAGCAGUGGUCCCAAAACUAACUGAGACCUGAGGGUCACAGCAGUGCCCUUCCCUGCUUUCUCUGAAUCCCUUUCACUCACUGUUGAAGAGCCUGUGUCCUCAGCAAAUCCACUGAGAAGCCCAGCCAUGUGAACCAGGUAUCCGGAAGACUUGCCAGUCAGUGCCAUUUACAUAUGACAAGAUCUGCUGUUCAGCCGCCAUUCACACCUAUACCCUGAAAGAAGCCAUUCUGGAGAGGCAUCCGAAGUAUGCAUGUACCCCCUGGAACUGGUGGAGCCCACAAGGACUGCCUCCAGAAUCAGUGGGUGUCCCACAGACAUUAUCUUCAUGUUGAUGUCACUUCAGUGUUUCCUGAAUGCGGCUAUGAAAACAGGAAAGGAGCAGGCAGUAGGUAGAGAUGGCGGGAAGACUCUGGCUACGCCCAAACUAGCAGCUGGAGAGACACUCCCAGGGUUCAGGGCAUUCAGUUUCCUUGGUGCCAGCCUCAGGCAAAUAAAUGGUUUGUUUCUGAA
Peromyscus maniculatus bairdii (prairie deer mouse) is the source of this 4950-nucleotide messenger RNA. Lineage: Eukaryota; Metazoa; Chordata; Mammalia; Rodentia; Cricetidae. The record is from RefSeq and is a predicted model, not a curated record.